Lactuca virosa is the source of this 1313-nucleotide messenger RNA. Lineage: Eukaryota; Viridiplantae; Streptophyta; Magnoliopsida; Asterales; Asteraceae. The record is from the annotation of a GenBank genome assembly.
CAUAACUCUAACACCCCUAAUUAAAGUUCCAAUCCUGGUUAGCGUUAAUAAGCGACAAUCACAACAGAUAGAUCCAAAGAGAGACCAUCGAAGCAAGAGAAACGGACGAUGACGGACAGUUUGAUUCGAGCACUAGUUGAAGCGAUUCACUCCACUCCUACUCAGGCCGUCCUCUACUUCUCCGGCGGUGCUUCACAGGUCUUAGGGUGGUUGGCGGCAGUUCCUGGAGCGUCAAACACAGUUCUUGAAGUUAUUGUUCCUUAUUCUCGUAUGUCAAUGAUCCAAUUGCUUGGGAAGGUACCUGUUCAAUUCACUAGCAAGGAGACUGCUGAAGACAUGGCAUUAGUGGCUUAUAAUCGUGCUCUAAAGCUCUCCAAACCAGGUUCUCCUGUAGUAGGUGUGGGAUUUACUGGUUCUUUGGCUACCACACGUCCAAAACUUGGGGAUCACAGGUUUUACUUGUCAACACGAACUUCUAACAGGCUUUGGGCUUCUUCAGUAACUUUGUCAAAGGGUUUGAGAAACCGAGAUCAAGAAGAAAGAGUAUCAAGCCAAGUUUUACUCAAGGCGAUUGCAGAAGCUUGCAAGGAACUAGAACAACUAAUACAAGGCAAAAUAUGUUUCAAAAUCUUCCCAUUUUCAAAUGGCACACAAACUUCAAAUGGAGAUAGGAAAGUAAUUCUUUCUGGAUCUUUUAAUCCUCUACAUGAUGGACACCUUAAGCUCCUUGAAGUUGCAAUGAGCCUUUGUAGUGGGGGGUAUCCAUGCUUUGAGUUGUCAGCCAUAAAUGCAGACAAACCUCCAUUGACAGUUUCACAGAUUAAAGAUCGUGUUAAACAAUUUGAAAAAGCUGGAAAAACAGUGAUUAUUUCUAAUCAGCCGUAUUUCUAUAAAAAAGCAGAGCUGUUUCCUGGUAGUGCUUUUGUAAUUGGUGCUGAUACUGCAGCAAGGCUUAUAAAUCCAAAGUACUAUGGUGGCAGCUAUGAGAAUAUGAUAGAAACACUUGUCGGAUGCAAAAGAACAGGAUGUACUUUCCUCGUAGGUGGUCGAAAUAUGGAUGGUGUUUUUAAGGUUUUGGAAGAUUUUAAGAUUCCAGAUGAGUUAAAAGACAUGUUUAUUUCGAUACCAGUUGAUAGGUUUCGAAUGGACAUUUCAUCAACUGAAAUAAGGAAAGGCCUAGAGUUGAAGUAAAAUAAUAUAUUAUUUGAGUGACAUUGGGUUAUUAUUUUGAACUUGUUAUUUGUAAACUAAAUCAAUUUGGUGGAUUUUUGUUAACUUUAGAUUUAUCAAAUGUCAAUUAGUGUCAGUUUUGG